Physcomitrium patens is the source of this 3288-nucleotide messenger RNA. The record is from RefSeq and is a predicted model, not a curated record. NCBI's taxonomy places the organism in Eukaryota, Viridiplantae, Streptophyta, Bryopsida, Funariales, Funariaceae.
AUGAUUGAGAAAAGUGUAAGCCAUGAGUGUGUUUUCUCAAAGUGUCUGCCACAUGGGUAUAGUGUCCAUCGUGGAAGGGCAUUGAUAGUAACGACACAUGAGGGGCAAGUUCCCCUUUUGCCCUGCCCACCAGGUCAGUCAGCCUCUUCCAAGAACAUGCAGAGCCGACUUCAGCCGCUUGUGCCAACAUUGGAGAACUGUCGGCCCCCUUGCCAGGCUGUCAGACUGUGGAUUAGCGCUAGUCUGGGAGAUGCACUCAUGCAAUGCAUGCAAAGGGGGGGGGGAUGGAAUGUGAUUUAUGCUUCUCCAGGUCCAUGUGGAGCUUGCCCCUCGCAGCUUCCACGGUGCCCGUUAGACCCUCUCCUGCAGGAAAGAUCGACGACCAUCUUUGGAUGUCGAUCACUAUUUGUCGACCACUAUUUGUCAUCUGAUGUCGAGGAUGCUGGUGUGAGGGCUCAUUUGCAAUCGGGUGAAGUCGAGAAAACGGUGAGCUAUGCCGCGCAGCCCUUGUGCUUCAAUUACUUGAUUACUUCGGUCCAUGUUCGUUUUGUUGGAUUAGGCAAUGAGGUCACGCAGAACAUAGUCGCGAUGAACGGUGAAACUUCUACUGGGUUGCAUCCUGGUAGAAAAAAGCGUAGAAGGGAUCGCCAUGGGGAACCUAGCCGUGGAAAGCCAGUGUCCAAGAAAUGGAAACCUGUGUGGUUGUGGCUGCAAUCAUUGAAGCGAACAGAGGUUGUGGAGCCUGCGGAGGUUAUUGCUUGGUUAGAUAGUAAUCCAGAAUAUGCUGCAGAGAUCCGGCAACAUCAUACCAAUGGGGUUUUUGUUGCAUAUGCCCAAAAGUGUCAUCAGAGACUGAUUUAUGGCCAGUAUCACAAUAAAAUAGAAACUAAGAAGAAUCGGGUUUCUCGGCCUAUGCGACCCCCUCGACUUGAUGACACAGAUCAUUCAAAUGGACAAGUCGGCCCCAAGGAAAGCUCCCAGAAAGGACAACAAGAUGUUUUUCAGCUCCCAUGGAACCAACAAUUAGCUCACAAUGUUCUAGGAAAUACCAAGUUUGAACAUGGAGAAGAUGAAGGGAGUGUUCUUGAUCCACAAACUUGGAGGGAGCAUUGGCGAAACCUUCUGGACAUCAAGAAGAUGGGCUCUGAGAUUGAGACCAACGCAGAAGAGAAUCAUGAACAACGGCAUACUUCUAGUCCCUAUUCUACGAGGAUUAAACGGCAACGUGAAUUCUAUACUCCAGAUGAUCCAGGCAAGCGGGUGCAAACACAAAAAGAGAUAGAGCCAAAUCUGGAGCCGUUGGAUAAAAUGGAUACUCUCACCAAAUUUGAAUUGAUAUUGACUCUAGAGAUGCGGUUGAAAGAGAUAGUUUGCAAUUCCAAGAGUCAGCCUGUCGAAGCCAAUGGUUUCAGCAAGGCAGAUAAGCAAAAGCUUGAUGAUGGAGCCAGACCUGGUAGGAAGAGUCGAUCAUCGUCAGACACAGCAGCGAAAGCCUGGGUUUUUUCGGAGGCGUGUACAGGACAGGAAACUGCCACACCAAACAUUAUAGAAUCUUUGAUUGAACGUGAGCAAGGUGCGAAUUCUGGAGCUGUUGCAUACAGACCUAAUGAAAUUGGAAACCGUGGCAUGAGGUGGAAGGCUGCAGUCAACGGUUGGGACUCUCUUGAAAAACAGAGAUUGGGACCAACAAACUGGCUGCAGAAGCGAGCGUAUUCAUCUUGGAGGACCACCUGGUGUGCUUACACCUCAAGCAGUGCUGUGGCUCAUCCUUUGGGUGGUACUCGAAUGGAUCAAGGCGUUCAGAAAGUUCUUGACGUGAGAUUUCACCCUGGUGGAGACCCUCUGUUGGUUGUCAGCUGCAACGAGCCGCCCAAUGAGUUAUUGCUAUACGAUCUUGAGAACGGGCGUGGAAAACCAUUGACUGGUCUCAAUACACAGAUCCAGGCAGUUGAGUUUGCAUCGAAUGGAGCUUGUAUUGUUGCAUGUGCUAGCAACAUAGUGAAGGUGUGGGAUACAGUAUCAUGCGUAUGCUCACAUACAUUAGGUCCUGGAUUAGAGGAUGACACUUCUGGCCACAAAAAAAAAAUCAAUGCCAUGAGUGUUAAUCAAUUUCGACCGUAUCUUAUCGCAACUAGCGGCGGGGACGGCGACAAUCAAAUUUUACUCUGGAACGUACGAAGUGGAGAAUUGGCAACUGAUCUCAAUGCUAGUUACAGGCAGCACGAGGCGAACCUCCUAUCUAUGGACGCGUUGAAGUUUUCCAGUGACAGAUUUCUGAUUUGUGGAAGUGACUCUCCAGGUGGUGAACCGGCAAUUAUGCAAAUUUGGGACAUUGAUGCUGCAGUCAAUGUUUCCACUUACCCUGCUCAUGAUACAUAUAUCACUUGUUUGGAUGUUAAUCUUUCUGGAUCUACCAUUCUCACAGGUUCGGGAGAUGGAAGCGUUGGUUUAUUUGACGUCAGGACUAGUGGUGCAAUUGCUCGAUUGCCUCUAACUUCAAAUUGGGAGGUUACAUCAGUUUCAUUUAGUCCUUGUGAGACCUAUUUUCAAGCUUCCUGCACUGGAAAUUGCACCUUUGUUUGGGACACCAGGAUGAUGCCCUUGGAAACCGGGGUAAAGUGUGUGGAACGUCCUCCGCCAGUGAUUAAGGACAGGGCCUUUAAAGCUCUUCACCGUCUUAGCCAUGGCAAUCCCAUGCCGACUUCAGAAAAUUCCUUCCAAGUACCUGGGGUGGUUGACGUUGGAGAUCAGGGUGUGAACGAUGCCAAAUGGUUCCAAGAUGAAGCGAUUCUUGUCACAGCUAGUGGUUCCGGAAGUGUGGCGAUGUGGGACCCAGCUUUAGGACAACCAUGUGUACAACAUUUCAAGAGUCAUACGCGUUGCGUAAAUACGGUCGCUGUAUCACUCAAGGAUCAAUUUAUCUGUACAGGAGGCGAUGAUCAGAAAGUGGUUUUGUAUCAGAAUGUUCGAGAGCAGGCGUUAUCUCCUCGCUGGAGACUAACUUACCCUUUGAACGAAGACUCUCUUUAAGGAAGUAACAGUCAUAAUUGAAGAUUUGGAGACGAAUAGGUUUCCAUUUCAGGUCAGAUAAAAAAAUGUAUUAGGCAAUUUUCACUACUGCUCUCCAACUCGUUCAGGUUCUUUCUUAAGCGAAAGCUGAAAGUUGCAGUACUUUUUAUCAUCUUUUAAUGUAUUUAUGUUAGGUUUUAUUUUCUUUAUCUCAGAUUUCGAAUGCAUAAAAUUGUAUCAAAUAUUUUUGUUUUAGAUUGAAUUUCUGUGCAUUUAUGA